Schistosoma haematobium is the source of this 7308-nucleotide messenger RNA. It is a transcript of the gene DCTN5, whose product is annotated as Dynactin subunit 5. The record is from RefSeq and is a predicted model, not a curated record. The transcript is spliced from 2 exons. The coding region runs from base 147 to 707 and encodes 186 amino acids. NCBI's taxonomy places the organism in Eukaryota, Metazoa, Platyhelminthes, Trematoda, Strigeidida, Schistosomatidae.
GUAUGUUGUUUUGCGCUGCAUCACUUAUGUGUCAUAAAUACUGCACUGUAGUCGGGUCUAAGAGUUAACCCCACUAAUGAAUGUUGAUAGAAAAUAAUAAACCCGUACUUAUUCCCCUUUUCUUCAAAUGACAAGUGUAUCAGUAAAUGGAACUACCAGAUGUAUUUUAUUCAAAAUCGCAGUAUAUCGAAACUGCUAGUGGCAACAAAGUUAGUCGAAAAUCUGUUCUAUGUGGAAGUCAGAACAUUGUAUUAAAUGGAAAAACCAUCAUUAUGUCUGAUUGUAUCAUAAGAGGUGAUCUGGCCAACAUACGUAUUGGACGCCACUGUGUAAUUGGCCGAAAGGCUGUUAUUCGUCCACCGUUUAAGAAAUUUAGUAAAGGUGUUGCUUUUUUCCCUCUUCAUAUAGGAGACAAUGUUUUCAUUGAAGAGGAUUCUAUUGUCAACGCAGCACAAAUUGGAUCUUAUGUACACAUUGGUAAAAAUUGUGUGAUUGGACGGCGUUGUGUAUUAAAGGAUGCUUGUUCAUUAAGAGACAAUACAGUACUUCCUCCAGAAACAGUUGUACCUCCAUUUAGUAUAUAUGGUGGCUCACCUGGCCGACUGAUUGGGGAGCUACCUGAAUGCACUCCAGAUUUGAUGGUUGAUCUUACUCAUGGAUUUUAUUAUCACUUCGUACCUUCGAAUGAACCUGAAACGGACUCUUGAUUUUUGUUUUUAGUAGAGGGUGUCAUAUUUACCUGCGGUGGAUCUGGGUAUUUUUUCUUAUUUUAACUGGUAUAUGGAAGAAAUAAGGCUUUUUAAAUAGCAUUUUUGUCACCCACAAAAUUCUCAAUCAGUUUCUUUCAAAGUCAUAAAGUCUUACUGUGUUUAAGUUCAGUGCUACGUAAAUUUAAGGCGUCGAUCAUAUAAAAUCUCAGGAACAUAUCACACUGAAGCUAAUUAGUAUCUCACAUUAGUUAUAUUCAGGUUACAUACAAUAAAAUGUUGUAUACUGAUAUUUUAGUUUAUUAGUUUUAAAGUAACCAGUGAUGUUCAUCUAAAGUAGGAAGAUAGAACAACCGUAGAUUUCAACAGAAAUCAUAAAUGUCGUACUACGAAGCCUAAAUCCGAUGAAUAAUUUUUUUGUGGAUUAAAAAGUCUCAGUAUGUAGAUACACUGUACUUUUUUGAAUGCUAUUGUAGAAAUAUAUCUGUCAACUAUUCAUUUAUUAGUGAGAUUGAGUCAGUCAUUUACAAACAACAGUGCCUGCCAUUAAUGCACGUUAACCAGUUACUUAAGCGGACUGGUACGACGAAAUUGGAUUGUUAAGACAAGUGGCCAAGGAAUCUAAAUAAUAGUGGUUGCAAUGAUUGUGGAAAGAAUUUGACACCGAGAAUAUGAUUCCAAAAUUAAUUAGGACGUAAACUGUGGAGUAUCUAUGCCGCUGCAACAGAUUCUGAAGAGCUAUUGGUUAGUUUGUGCAGCAUGUUACUCCGUUUUGACAAAUGUAUUUCCAAACAUAACGAAAUCAGUUGAGAGUUGAAAUAUGUGAUGUAAAGAAAUAAGUUACCAGGGUAAAGGAAGACACCUAAUCUCUCUAAGGUACGAGUUUUGUAAGGCGUAGUGAUACUACUAAGCUGUCCAUGCGAAAGUAGAUGACGCGGGGUUCGAAUGGACAACCCAGUCAUCGAAUACUGAGUGCUCUAAUUAUAAGGUCUCUGUUCUUCAUUUGUGAGUCGUGUAUUUUGGAAAGGUUAUCAGACCAGCUGUGUGAAACUACAUUAAGGUUAAUCAAUUCAACUGAUACCUAGUUUGUCUGUAACAAGCUAUUCAGUCACAUCAUCGCGCAAACAGGUAUGGUAUGAAAUAGAAUCUCACUAUAGGAUUCGGUUUGGGUUUGAGUUUUUUGGUGGUGGAUAGACGCUUAGUGCAAUAAAAAGAGUACAAAAUAAGGGAAGUGGGUGUUGGAAAAGCAUGAACUAUAAUGAAUUUGUGUCGUAAUUUUCUAUCAAAAAUGGAACUGCCAGUAUGUGGUAUCCGUUUAUGCGAUGUUGCGUUGGCAAUGCGAACUUGGACGUAUCCAUCUUACGUUAUGAGCACUAGUUUGCGCCUGUAUAUUGGUGUGUUAACAGCAUGAUUAUGACUGGUAUCCAUCGGCUAGGCAGGAAAUGAAGGUUGUCAAGAGGAACUCGAUGAGUCUGUGAAACGAAAAGGCGACUGGGGUCCGUUAAGAUUCUGUGGUUCCAUAAGACGGCGAAAGGGAAUUCAGUUACUGGUAAUCUUCGAAGUCACACUCAUCAACUACGAUUUCAACCAUAUUUUUAAGUGAUUAGCAACUAAUCCUAGUGUGCAAGUUCAAAGAAUAUGAAGCUGCCUCAUAGGUGUAUGUGAGCUUUCUUCUGGUCGUUAAAUUAGUCUAGGUUGAAACUUUUAGUGCAACAGUUCAAUUUAAUUUGAACCUGAUCAAUUAAAUCGUAGUAGAGAUGGCAGUCAUGUAUUGAUUACGUACCAAGGAGUUUUGACUAAUUGGAACUCUCCUAGGGUUACUGCCAGUUCAAAGCCAGAAGAAAGGAGUACCGUUCGGCGUGGGAUCACCAACACCAUCCCGUAGUAAAAACUGCUAAAAACACUAGUCGGAAAAAUCAUGUAAACUGCCCGGGCAAUUGAAGGGUCUUCAUUUAGAAGAAUUAUGACACAUGGUAGUGGGAGCCAAGACUUCGGUAGUCACGAGGUCGAUGAUCCUUCUAACAACCAGAUCAAUUAACACACAUACAUGGAUUGUCCAGACAACGUGGGCGACCACGAGGGCCAGUUAAGUAGCUGCAGAAAUGAGAAGAAACAACUGGAUGGUGCACGGAGUAUGCGGAACCUAUUUGACCCAAGCUGGACAUAAAAAAUUGGCUUCAGUAGAUGUGUUGUUACACUUUGAUCACCACAAAUAAAAUACUUUGCAUACAUAAAGUUAUACUGAUGUUGUCCAAAUGAAGACGGUAUGCACCUGGAAAUACUGAUAGGAGACUUAAACACCGAAGUUGCAAUGGGCAACACUGACUAUGAAGAUGUCAUGGGAAGACAUGGACUUAGAAAACGAAAAUGGUGAAAGAUUUGCAAAUUUAUAUGCCUUCAACAAAACGACUAUAGGAGGUACUACAUUAUACCACAAACGCGUACACAAAGCUAAAUGGGUCUCACCGGAUAAUACUACAAUGGACCAAAUCAAUUAUAUUUGCAUCAAUAAAAAGUCCAGAACGAUGGAGGAUGCGACGACAGAGAGGAGAGCUGAUGUCUUCAGAUCACCACCUGGUGGUUGUCAAGAUGGAACUGAAGGUAAAGAACCACUAGACAACUGUGGAGACAGCAUCACAAAGGUCUAAUACAACCUUUGUUCGAGAUACAAACUCAGGAACAAGUUCUGAGCGCAAUAAAACCAUAAAGAAGAGGAAACUACUAUGAAGAACAGCUGGAAAGGGAUAAAAAAGCCAAACAACGUACCGGAAGGUUCUGGGCAACAGGCACCACCGUCAUAAGGAAUGGAUCGUUAUCGAAACCCUAGGGAGGAUACAGCAAAGGAAAAGUAAGAAGAUAGGAAUUAACAACAGUCAACUAAGAGCAGAGAAAGCCAGAACACACUCAGAAGCAAACAAGAGAGUGGAGAGAAGCAUUAGAUACGAUAGGCAGAAAUACACAAAAGACGGGGAUGUAGUAAACUGGAGCGACCAGUCAAGAACGAAGGCAAGACAAUCACUGGUAUUCAAGAACAGUAGAGGAGGUCGGCAAAACACUUUGAAGAACUCUCGAACAGACCAGCCUCACUGAACCCACCGGACAUCGAAGUAGCUGAUACAGACUUCCCUUUGAUAUCACUGCACGAACGAUCAAACAGAUCAGCAUGGCCAUCAGACAAAUCAAAAGUGAUAAAGCAUCAGGACCACACAACACACUAGCUAAAUAUACAGAAGUAACUGCAAACGUGCUUCACAUCCUUUUCAGGAAUAUUUGGAAUGGAGAACAAGUGACGAUAUACCGGAAAGAAGAAGGCCUCAUCAAGGCACCAAGAAAAGGAGAUUUGAGCAAGUGUAAGAACUACACAGGCAUCACACUAAUGUUAGUGCUAGUACCAGUAAAAGUUUUCAACAGUGUUCUUGCAAGUUCUAUUUAGAUUUAUUUAUUGUUCUACCCAAUCGUAUCUCAGCUUGACAUAGUGGCCGAGCUCGCAUAUCGUGAUGACCUACGCAAACGUUCGUAUUUACAGGUCCCACCUUCCGAAGCACGUCGCUUGGAGAGCGGUAAGGCUGAAAGCAGCAAACUCAAGGUCUGAGGGCGAAGUCGGACGUACAGGUUUGUAGCGCCAGUAUGGCGUUUCUUUUAGACAAUCAGCAUCUGCAGCGAUGACGUCCCCAAAAACAGCCUGCAGAUAUUUGUCGUUAGCAAUAAGUUCUGAAAAGCAUGAGGCUAACAAGCGGAGUUUGAAAAAGCCAUGUAGGACCGGCCUCAAAUAAUCAUCCCUUGGGUUUUGUGGCCACACUUCUAAGUCGUUAAGCCCACCCGUUGCUCAGCGUUUUUUCGGGUCCCUUGAAAAGAAGUGAUCGUGCACGAUGCGAAAAACCUUGGAAUUAGAACCAUCGAUAUACGUCUGACACCACUUGACUAAAAUCCAUUGUUCUGUAAGUACGUUUGACUACGAAAAGAAAUCUGAAUUUAAAGGAAGCACAAAAUGUGAUCAUGUGUAGUGAAGCCACAGAAGACAAACCCGAGUUAGUCGGAAACCUAUUGCAAAACUCACGAAGCGAGAUGCUUAGAGCAUUUUGCAUUGGAUUAUUUUUUGUGUUUAAAAUAUAUCGUUCUACAGUCUUAAAUUCAUUUCAUCAUCUUUCUCCAUUUUAUUUACCCAGGUUCACCUGCGUUACUGUAUCCACUUACAUUUGCUCUUAAUUUUCCAAUGUCAAGUUUACUAAGUUAAAUUUUAUCCAAUUAGAUUUGUACAUCAUCACCCCAAACAAGUUGCAGACCAUAAACGUGCUUUAAAUGAAAUAAAUCUUAUGUAUAUACACAGUUUGUGGUGCCUAUUACUUAGUCACUAAAGAAAGGAUACUUCAUGUCUGUAAUUUAGUUCUAGUUGUCUACUGAUCUAACAGCUUGGUUAUAACACUAAAACUGAGCUUUGAAGGCAUGGCACACUCCAGCUUAUUGUCAAACCGAGUAAAUAGUACACUGGACUGUACUACCUACCUAAAUUUCAAACAAGAGAAAUAAGCUAGAAAGCAUCCGGACUUUCGGUUUACUGUAAUCUUACCCGUCCUGCGAAUAUCUGCAUGUUUGGAAAUCAUGUCACCACAUUGGUCACGUUACUUGAUCUUAUAUUGUUCUGUAUGUGAAGUAGUAUACCACAUUGGAAUUCCAUUCACUCCACUUUCUGAUGGGAAUUAAGUUGUCUAGUUUAUCUACGGACGUGCAACCAUAAUCUAUGUUAAAGACUCAUCUGUUUUAGCGGACAAUUAGAAUAUGGCUUAAUUUGACGAAAAACAUGAAAGAUUCAUAUCCAUACUUUGUAUUCACUAGAAAUGUCGUGCUAGUUGAGUUUAUUAGUUGUCACAAAGAAACGCAUUUCAGUGUGAAUCGUUUGACAAGUCAGAAAAUAAAUUAAGUGAAUUGUGAUACUGAAUUCUUCAAUGUAUUUAUAGAAAUCACGUACUCGAUAGUGCGUUUAAUUUGUUCGUAAUGUGUGGUGAUAUAUAGAAAUGCUCAUAUGCAAGUUUGUAAAGAAAACCUAUUUGGAUCGAAGUUACCAGAUAAAUGAAACGCUAUAAGCAUCGAAUUUUGAGACUAAAAUUACUGUAACUAAUUCUGAGUUAAUAAUCGGUUUAUUGGGACAUCAGAUUUUGCCUUUAGAAAUCAAGUGAGUCCAAUAGGCUACAGUGCAUCAUUGAGCUUCUUUAGCAUGUGGAAUAAACUGGUCACAGAAAUAAUGUCGCUCGAAACUCCAGUCCUCUAACUAGGUGAGUAUACGUGGAUGCAAUAUUGUUGGGACAGUUUAAUAUUCAUUUAUUUUGAUACAGACAAGAUGUUUUAAUUUUCAUUCAAUGAAUAAGACAAGUGAUCAAUCAACGAGAAAUCCAUAAGACCUAAAACUUUUGAAUAGAGUGCUAACGUUUAUAAUUUGAUAUAUUUUCUUUUCAUGAUUAUGAGUUAUAGUACACUCGUACCAACAAUAAGCUAGUCGUUUAAUCCAAAAUCAUGUGGAAAGAUAAUUGUCAUUUAGUCAGUAACAACGUAGAACUUCGUACGUACGUACAUCAGUUCGAGUUGCCAUACUACAUUAGCACAGAGAUGCAGUUGUCCAUUCAAAUCCCGUAGUGGUAGAGGUAUUAAGAGUAUAAGCAGUAAUCGGAAAGAUUAGGGUUUGGAGAUGUUAUUCAAGGAAUAUAAUCCAGCGAAACAAAUUUGGAAAGAAAAAAAAGGAUAUGAAGAAUUCAGAAGAUUAAAAUUUGGGAGAACACAAAGAGUGGAUGCACUUGUGCCAUUGCAAACGAUUUUGAGCCAUGUCAUUCAGGGUCUCUAACCAUCGGUUGCUAUCGUCUCGCGGUCCCCAACCAGGUAGUCUACACCUACUAACAUGACUCAGUCCACUUGUCAGUGACUUCAUGAACUUGUGCCAUGUUUUGGUCUGGCCACCCCUAGCUUUCUUCCAACCUACUCCUAUACCACUGAACAUCGAGGCAGUCGGUCGUUGGGCAUACGUAAUACGUGUCCCAGCCAUCUCAACUGAUGAAGUUUCACCACUUUAUCAAUUGGUUUGUCAUCCAUAUCUAGCAUCCGUUUCCUGACAACUGCAUUACUUACUCGGUGGUUUCAGGAUAUACGAGCAAUUUUCCGGAGACACCUAUGAUCAAAUACUAGGAACCUAUGGAUAUCCUCUACUCUUACCGGCAUGUUUCGCUGCCACAAAGUAGGACUGAACGAACUGCUGCGCAGUAACACGUCCUUUGGUUGAUAGACGGAUAUCUCGCCUACAUCAUAAAUGACGCAAGUUGGUAAAAGCCAGUCGAGCCUUCUGUAUCCGUGCUGAGAUUUCGUCACACGCCAGACCACAAUAACUGAAGAAAAGUAAAGCGGUCGACAUACUCAACUACUUCACUCCCUAUCAUUAGUUCGGGUGUCGAUGCAACCCAAUCCUGGAACAACAUUUUGCAUUUCGAGGGGGGAGAAUCGCAUGCCGAGCAUGGUUGCAUUAUUGCUUAGAGUGGUCAGAAGACUCUGCAUUUUGUCAGCGUCGUCACCAAAUAGGACUAUUUCAUCGGCAUAUUCCAAGUCAACAAGUGAACCUCCC